GAGGCCUGGUGGGGAAGCCGGGGCGGAGUCAGGCUGCGCAGGAGGCAGCCCGGAGGGCGGGGCCCCGGAACAGCGGCCCAGGGGCGGGGCCGGUUUAUAGCAGCAGCCGGGGUGCCGGGCACACUGGAGCCACCCACCGAGUCACCGGCAGCAUGCUCCCUGCCCUGCUCCUCCUGCCCAGCCUCCUGGGGGCCGCCCUGGCCGGCCCCGUGCAGGGCUCCCUGGAGUGCACUCAGGGCUCUGCCGUGUGGUGCCGCGACCUGCAGGCCGCAGCCAGGUGCGGGGCCCUGGGGCACUGCCGGAGCGCCGUCUGGAGCAAGCCCAGCGCCAGGACCUUGCCCUGUGACAUCUGCCUGGAUGUGGUGGCUGCUGCCGGCAACGGCGCGAACCCCAACACCACAGAUGCCGACGUCCUGGCUUUGGUGACGAAGACCUGCGAGUGGCUUCCCAGCCAGGACUCUUCGGCCAAAUGCAAGGAGAUGGUGGACGCCCACAGCUCGGCCAUCCUCAGCAUGCUCGGGGGGGGCCCGGGCAGCGCCCCCCCACAGGUGUGCACUGCGCUCACCCUCUGCCAGCCGCUGCAGAGCCUCCCGGCCACCCCGGGGCCACUCUCCAAGGAGGACACGUCCGAGCUGGUGGCCCCGUUCAUGGCCCACGGGCCGCUCAGCUUCCACCUCCCGCCGAUCCCUGAGGACCCCGUGUGCCAGGACUGUGUCCGGCUGGUCACCCGGCUCCAGGACGAAGUGGGCUCCAACGUGUCCGCGCUGGCCGACGUGGUCACGCGGGAGCAGUGCAAGUCCCUGGGGCCCGACCUGGCUCUCAUCUGCAGGGACUACAUCCUGAGGUUCCUCGGCCCCGGGGAGCACAUGCUGAAGCUGGUCCUGCCCGAGGAGACCUGCGAGAAGGGCGGCUUCUGCGAGGAGCUGCAGGUGCCCGCCGAGCUCGUGGUCCCCCCGCUGGAGCCGCUGUCUGUGGGGAAGAGGACGGAGCUGCAGAUGCAGGCCGGCCUGACCUGCGAGGUGUGCCUGCAGGUGAUCCAGGAGAUGGACCAGUGGCUGGACUCCAACAGCACUGAGGUCCUCAUCAGCCAGGCGCUGGAGCGCGUGUGCUCCGUGAUGCCCGCGUCCAUCGUCCAGCAGUGCGUCACCAUGGUGGACGCCUACAGCCCCUCCCUGGUGCAGUUUGUGACCAGGGUCCCCCCGGAGAAGGUGUGCAAGGCCAUCCGACUCUGCGGCGGCGGUGGCCGGCGGCGGCGGGCCCGGGCAAUCCACGGGCCCCGCGCCACCCUCCUGCCGCCCUUGCUGGACAGGGACAACCAGGGCAGCUUCUGCAAUGGCUGCAAGCGGCUGCUGGGCGUGUCCUCCCGCAACCUGGAGCGCAAGAGCACCAAGCGCGGCAUCCUGCAGGCCUUCAAGGGCGGCUGCCGCAUCCUGCCGCUGCCCUACAUGAUCCAGUGCAACCGCUUCGUGGACGAGUACGAGCCCGUGCUCUUCGCCACGCUCUCGGAGAUGAUGGACCCCGCCGCCCUGUGCGCCAAGGUGGGCGCCUGCCAUGCCCCCCGGGCCCCGCUGCUGGGCACCGACCAGUGCGUCCUGGGCCCCAGCUUCUGGUGCACCAGCCCGGAGGCCGCCCAGAUGUGCAACGCCCUGGAGCACUGCCAGCGCUUCAUAUGGAAAGUGAUGCCCUUCAACACCGGGGAGCCCGAGUGCCCCCCCAGGGGGCCCUCCUCACCCUGAACCCCCCGGAGACCCCACUCCCGUCUCACAGCAGAGAACGGAGGCUCGGGCGGGAGGCUGCCGAGGAGCAGGGCUGAGGCGCGGAUCCCCAUCCUAACGACAGUGCCCGUGGCUCUGCCCUUGUAAGUCUCCCCCAGACCGGAACCAGCUGCCGGGCCCGGCCCCACCCUGGCCACCUGCCCCUCAGCCUCCGUCGCUGUGAUGGGCUGACCGCGGGGCCUGUCACGGCCUGUGGUGCCCCCUCUGUUCUCUGCUGACGAGCGCCCAGCGGGGAGCCCGGCUGGGUGAGCGGAGGCAGGGGAGGGCGGGGCAGAGGGGCCAUCACAGGAGGGGCUCACGCCUCUUGUCCAGCAGCUGGGGGCAGGGGCUGUGUCUCAUCCACAGCCACCCCCACUUGCUCAGGCCAGCGCUUCUCGACCCGGGGUCCUUGGGGAGGCCCCGAAGGUGUGUGAGGUGUGUCUUUCUGGGGAGGAGGCUGGGACUCUGCAGCUCCCAGGGGAGCCGGGCUCAACAGGCCUUCCCCCGCCUCAGCCCACACGGGACCCAGACAUCCCACCGCCCUGGUCCCAGGCAGAGGGGAAGCCUGCGCUGCCCUAAUGAGGAGAGGAAAAUUGUGCCGGGUCUGGAGUGGCUUCUGGGCUGUGGAGCCUUUCAGGGGUGAGCCAAUCUUUUCACCCGUCGGAGCCUCGGUUUUCCAAUCUGUAGAAUGGGGUGAUUACACACGUCUUGUGGGGAUGGUGACACAAUUCAAAGAGAGCUUCUCCCCCAGGGACCACACCCGUCCAUCAGCCGAGCCCCACAAAACCUGGCUCAGGUCCCCAGGAGAAUCUGGCUGCACAAGCGCGGAAUAAACGGAGCUUCUCCAAACGCC
Myotis myotis is the source of this 2607-nucleotide messenger RNA. RefSeq names its product prosaposin like 1 (gene PSAPL1). Gene Ontology annotation, biological process: sphingolipid metabolic process. The coding region runs from base 153 to 1736 and encodes 527 amino acids. The record is from RefSeq and is a predicted model, not a curated record. Gene Ontology annotation, cellular component: lysosome. Lineage: Eukaryota; Metazoa; Chordata; Mammalia; Chiroptera; Vespertilionidae. The transcript has a single exon.